Messenger RNA from Lathyrus oleraceus (garden pea), 3211 nucleotides. RefSeq lists its product as uncharacterized. NCBI's taxonomy places the organism in Eukaryota, Viridiplantae, Streptophyta, Magnoliopsida, Fabales, Fabaceae. The record is from RefSeq and is a predicted model, not a curated record. The transcript is spliced from 16 exons. Bases 795 to 3038 code for a protein of 747 amino acids. Gene Ontology annotation, biological process: proteolysis. Gene Ontology annotation, molecular function: cysteine-type peptidase activity.
UACUAGUAUUAACUUGUAGUAUGGCAGAGUAGCAGUAAAGACUGUUAAAGCAGAGCAGGCGUGAGAAUCUAAUGGAAUGUAGAAACCCAAUUUUAAUAAAUACGGCUGUUUUUUCUGGUUGUGUUUCCCAUUUUCACCCACACCCCUGCAGCAGGUUGGUUGUGCUUUCUGCUUCUCUUUGGGUGCUGGCCUUUUAGUUUUAUUUUUCUUUCAUAGGAAUGGUUUCUUCCAGUGGCGUUCAUAGUGCUAAGCAUCAAAUUAACUUUGAAAGGAGAAACAACAAAACACUGGAUCUGGUUCCUACAGCUGUGGUUUUCUUGAUUAAGCGAUGUUUUAACAUCGAAGAAGAAAGAAGAGGUUUUUGUAUGAAAUUGGCCGGAAAGCUUCUAAGAGGGUUUCAGACAUUUUUAUCAUCCAAGUUCCUUAAGGAUGCGGAUGGUAAUUUUGUGGAUGCGGAGCUUCCUAAAAAAUAUGAAAGUUUGAUAUCGGCUGAAGAAUGGGAAGCUUUCAAAUCCAAAAGACAAGACCCGGUUUUUCAAAGAAUAAGUGCUACAAAUCGGGAAAGAGCAUCAAGUCCCGCAUAUCCGUACCGAAAAGGACGUGUCGGAUAUGGACGCUUAGAACAAUCCAUGAAAUCCCUCUUUCACUCUCUCUCGUUCGAAGCUCUCGCUGCCCUGGAAAACAUUCCACAGAGUACCUGGAAAUCUCAACGAUAAACACUGCAAAUUUGAAAGAGACUGCAUUCGAAAGAGAAGGAUUCAAUACCUGGAAAUCUCAUUGCGUUUUAAGGUUAAAUGGCUAGUGAUCAAGAAAACUCACAAGAUGCAAAUGCUCCUGAUGAUACUUCAGAAAAAGAAAUUACACGAGGCAUCACUAUUAUGAAGAGUAUCAUUCGUGAUAGAGAUAAAGCAGUAACAUAUAAUGUAAAUUGGAAUGCUGAUAACCAACUAAUUGGGUCUAAUGCUGCAAAGUUGGCAAGCUACAUUGGUACACUUGUUCGUAUGCACAUUCCAAUCACUGCUACAAGAUGGAGUAAUAAAGAGUUGGGUAGCGCUAAAGAUAAGAUUUGGACUGAGAUACUGAGGUCUUUUAACAUUGAAGAUACAACUAUCCGAAAAAAGUAUAUACUUCAAUUGGCCGGAAAAAGACACAGAGGGUGGAGAACGUUUUUAACAAACAAGUAUCUUAAGGACAAAGAAAUUUUUUUUGUUGAAUAUGAUCCGGAAUAUCCAGUGAAGUAUGCGAUCUUCAUUACAGAAGAAGAAUGGGUUGCUUUUGUAGCCCAAAGAAGAGACGAAAAUUUCAAGAAAGUGAGUGCCACAAAUCGCGAGAGAGCGUCAAAUCCCACGUAUGCAUACAAAAAAGGGCGUUUGGGAUAUGCACGCUUAGAGGAAAAAAUUUUAGACGAGACGAAAAGUGACGCAACAUCCCUUCCGCCACAUGUUUUGUGGAAAGAAGCUCGUGUGGGAAAGGAUGGAACUGUUAGGGAUGACGUUCAACAUAUUUAUGAUGAAUGUGAGACCCUAUCUCAAUCGAUAAGCACAGCUGAGGACCAGGAGAACAGGAGCGUACUUAGUAGAGCACUAAAUGUUCCUGAGUAUCCCGGUCGGGUGAGGGGUAAAGGGCAUGGUUGUACUCCAACUUCCUUGUAUAAGAAUCCAAGGAGAAGAAAUCCUAGCAAUCAAGAAGUGAUGGAGACGUUGCAGGCAUUACAAGCGCAAGUUCUUCAAUUGCAAAAGGAUAAUGAGAGAUAUAUGUGUAUGGAAAAGUGCAGUUCACAGUUGAAAGAAACUAGUGAGAAAGCCAGUAUCAAUUGUCAAAAUAAAUUUCCCGAGGGCAUUUCAUCUUGUCAGCUAUACUUAUCGUCACCGACUUAUCGCCUAGUUGGCAAGGGAAAAGUGCACAACACUUCGGGAGAUUUACUUCACCAUAGACCGCUCCCGGAUGGACACCUUAAAGUAUCGGUUGAUGUUGUAUUAGAUAAGGAUGCGUUGCUACCGAUACCUGACAUUGUUUCAGAGACAACAUUGCUGCGAGAUGCAAUAGGAUCAUUUGUUGCAUGGCCCUUGGAUCUCAUUUUCAUUGAUGAUGAGACGCCUACAAAACCCGCAUCUAAGGAUAAAGGGAUUUUGCGGCACAACGAGUCUGUUGCAUCACAAAAAGAGGUAUUUGCUCAAGGGUCACAACAACUGAGCCAGAAAAUUGGUAGUCGACAGAAAAACAAAAGGGAUCUUCCAGUGACUUAUUUGCCAAAAAAAGGUGCUUUUGUGCCUCGAUACCAGAUAUCUCUUGAAACACUUGUUGACUCAUCAGAUAUGGCAACAGCUGGUGCUAUUCGCUUACUGGAUAUGGAGGAAGAUAUCUUUGGUUAUUCAUGCACUGAAACAAUCGGAAAAGAAGAUCUGGAACAUAUUUUUCGGCAUCAAGAAUUAGGCGUCGGUGUUAUACACACAUACAUCCGGUUCUUGUAUGACAAUUUCAUGCGCGGGAAUGAUCAAUUGUCAAACAGAUUCCGUUUCGUGUCUUCCUCCCUGGUCAACAAAGCAUUAAUUUGUAGGGAACCGGAUUCAUGUAGAGAGUACUUAGUCAAGAGAUUCAUGGCCAGCAGUACAAACAACUUGUAUCUUUGGCCGUAUAAUUCAGGGUGUCACUGGUUGUUGCUUGCUAUUGAUCCUUUAAAAGAAGUGGUAUAUUUUCUGAAUUCGAUAGAUGGUGAAUGGACAAAUUAUCCGGAUAUGAAGCAAUUAGUUGAUACAUCAAUAAAAGUGUUCCGAUCUCAAAGACAAGCUCGAGUACCACGUACUAAAUCCAGCAACAUUACGUGGAUAAAAGUGCAGUGUCCUCUACAGCGCAACGGUAUCGAUUGCGGAUACUUUGUAAUGAGGUUUAUGAGGGAAAUCAUUAAUAUGAAUCAAAUAGAGAUUCCAAUCACGUACUUUGAUGAAUACAAGUGUGCUCAUUACACGAGACUGCAGUUGGAACAAAUCAAGGAGGAAUUGUGUCAAUAUUUUAUUGAGAAAAGAUUAAUUAGUAUAUAAUGAUUUCAAAAUAACAUGAAUACUUUGAUGAAGAAUGGUUUCUGGUUGGCAAGUGUAUAGUUCUUUAUAUUUUUAACAGAUUAGUUAUGACUCCAAAUAGGCCGUAUAACAUAUUAGUUUUGACUUGUGUAUAGUUCUUUAUAAUUUUAGUGAUAUCUUUAAUUUCAUGGAUA